AUGUCCUUCUGGCCGCAGGGCCUGUUUCCUGCGAGCGCGGGUCUGUCCCAUUGGGUCGCGCGGCCUGUCCCUUUUUGGCCGGUCGGCCCCUGUCUCGCUGGCCGCGGCCUGAUCCCUGCCGACGGCCUGUCCCUAUUGGAGCAGGCCUGCUGUCACCUUGUUGGCCGUCGUGCCUGUCCUGCCGCGCGCUACCAGCGCUUCCUGCCCCUGUUCAUGCGGCUUCUGUCCUCCUUGCCGAGCGGCGUAGCCGUGUCCCCUGCUGCGCGGCCCAUGCCCCCUAUUCGGCCUGCGGGGCCCAUUGUGCCUCUGGCCGCAGGCCUGCCCCUUCCAUGGCGCGCCCGGCCCCAUGCACCCCCCGCGGCCAUAUCUCCUCCGCAUGCGGGCCUGUCUCCUUUUGGCUGGCUGGCCGUGAUCCUUGUCGUAGCCGGGCUACUUUUUGUUCCCUUUGGAUGCGGCCUGUGCCCUUUGGACGCGCGCCUCGGCCUUGUCCCCUGCAAGCGGCCUGAGUCCCUGCAGCGGCCUGUCCCUUUGGAGCGGCCUGUCUCUGGAGCGGCCUGUCCCUGCAACGGCCUGUCCCUUUGGAGCGGCCUGUCCCUUUGGAGCGGCCUGUCUCCUGCAGCGGCCUGUCCCUUUGGAGCGGCCUGUCUCUGCAAGCGGCCUGUCCCUGCAGCGGCCUGUCGCUGCAGCGGGCCUUGUCCCAUGCAACGGCCCUGUCCACCUACUUGGAGCGGCCUGUCCCUGCAGCGGCCUGUUCCUGCAGCGGCCUGUUCCUGCAGCGGCCUGUUCCUGCAGCGGCCUGUCCCUGCAGCGGCCUGUCCCUUUGGAGCGGCCUGUCCCUUUGGAGCGGCCUGUCCCUGCAGCGGCCUGUCCCCUGCAGCCGGCCUGUCCCUUGGAGCGGCCUGUCUCUCUGCAGCGGCCUGUCCCUGCAGCGGCCUGUCCCUUUGGAGCGGCCUGUUCCUGGAGCGGCCUGUCCCUGCAGCGGCCUGUCCCUUUGGAGCGGCCUGUCCCUUUGGACGGCUGUCCCCUUUGGAGCUUUGGAGCGGCCUGUCCCUGCAGCGGCCUGUCCCUGCAGCGGCCUGUCCCUGCAGCGGCCCUGUCCCUGCAGCGGCCUGUCCCUGCAGCGGCCUGUCCCUUGCAGGCGGCCUGUCCCUGGAGCGCCCUGUCCCUUUGCGAGCGGCGCCUGUCCCUUUGAGCGCCUGUCCCUUUGGAGCGGCCUGUCCCUGCAGCGGCCUGUCCCUGCAGCGGCUGUUCCUGGAGCGGCCUGUCCCUGCAGCGGCCUGUCCCUGCAGACGGCCUGUCCCUUGGAGCGGCCUGUCCCUUUGGAGAGCGGCCUGUCCCUUUGGAGCGGCCUGUCCCUGCAGCGGCCUGUCCCUGCAGCGGCCUGUUCCUGCAGCGGCCUGUCCCUGCAGCGGCCUGUCCCUGCAGCGGCCUGUCCCUUGCGAGCGGCCUGUCUCCUGCAGCGGCCUGUCCCUGCAGCGGCCUGUCCUGCGGCCUGUCCUGCAGCGGCCCUGUCCCUUUGGAGCGGCCUGUCCCUUUGGAGCGCGCCUGUCCCUGCAUGCGGGCCUGCCUGCUCCUUUGGAGCGGCCUGUCCCUUUGGAGCGGCCUGUCCCUGCAGCGGCCUGUCCCUGCAGCGGCCUGUCCCUGCAGCGGCCUGUCCCUGGAGCGGCCUGUUCCUGGAGCGGCCUCGGCCUGUCCCUUUGGAGCGGCCUGUCCCUUUGGAGCGGCCUGUUCCUGCAGCGGCGCCUGUCCCUUUGGAGCGGCCUGUCCCUUGGAGCGGCCUGUCCCUGCAGCGGCCUGUCCCUGCAGCGGCCCUGUCCCUGCAGCGGCCUGUCCCUUUGGAGCGGCCUGUCCCUGCAGCGGCCUGUCCCUUUGGAGCGGCCUGUCCCUGCAGCGGCCUGUCCCUGCAGCGGCCUGUCCCUUGCAGCGGCCUGUCCCUGCAGCGGCCUGUUCCUGCAGCGGCCUGUCCCUUUGGAGCGGCCUGUCCCUUUGGAGCGGCCUGUCCCUUUGGAGCGGCCUGUCCCUUUGGACGGCCUGAGCGGCCUGUCCCUGCCAGCGGCCUGUCCCUGCAGCGGCCUGUCCCUGCAGCGGCCUGUCCUGCAGCGGCCUGUCUCUGCAGCGGCCUGUCCCUUUGGAGCGGCCUGUCCCCUUUGGAGCGGCCUGUCUCUGCAGCGGCCUGUCUGCUGCAGCGGCCUGUCCCUGCAGCGGCCUGUCCCUGCAGCGGCCUGUCCCUUUGGAGCGGCCUGUCCCUGCAGCGGCCUGUCCCUGCAGCGGCCUGUCCCUUUGGAGCGGCCUGUCCCUUUGGAGCGGCCUGUCCCUGCAGCGGCCUGUCCCUUGCAGCGGCCUGUCCCUGCAGCGGCCUGUCCCUGCAGCAGGCCUGUCCCCUGUUGGAGCGGCCUGUCCCUUUGGAGCGGCCUGUUCCCUGGAAGCGGCCUGUCCCUGCAGACGGCCUGUCCCUUUGGAGCGGCCUGUCCCUUUGGAGCGGCCUGCCCUGCCCCUUCGCAGCGGCCUGUCCCUGCAGCGGCCUGUCCCUUUGGAGCGGCCUCUCAGCGGCUGUCCUGCGCGGCCUGUCCCCUGAAGCGCCUGUCCCUGCAGCGGCCUGUCCCUUUGGAGCGGCCUGUUCCUGCAGCGGCCUGUUCCUGCAGCGGCCUGUCCCUUUGCGAGCGGCCUGUCCCUGCAGCGGCCUGUCCCUUGCAGCGGCCUGUCCCUGCAGCGGCCUGUCCCUGCGAGCUGGCCUGUCGCGCCUGUUGGAGCGCUGUCCUGUACUGCCUGUCCCUGCAGCGGCCUGUCCCUUUGGAGCGGCCUGUCCCUUUGGCACGCUUUGAGCGGCCUGUCCCUGCAGCGGCCUGUCCCUGCAGCGGCCUGUCCCUUUGGAGCGUGUCGGGCCUGUCCCUUUGGAGCGGCCUGUCCCUUUGGAGCGGCCUUGUCCCUGCAGCGGCCUGUUCCCUGCAGCGGCCUGUCCCUCCGCGCGCCGUCUGCCUCCCCCCUGCAGCGGCCUGUCCCUUUGGAGCGGCCUGUCCCGGCCUGCCCUGCAGCGGCCUGUCCCUGCAGCGGCCUGUCCCUUUGGAGCGGCCUGUCCCUUUGGAGCGCCUGUUUCCUGCAGCGGCCUGUCCUGUCCCUUUUGGAGCGGCCUGUCCCUUUGGCAGCGGCCUGUUCCUGCAGCGGCCUGUCCCUUUGGAGCGGCCUGUCCCUGCAGCGGCCUGUUCCUGCAUGCGUCCUGUCCCUUUGCAGGCGCCUGUCCCUGCAGCGGCCUGUCCCUGCAGCGGCCUGUCCCACUGUGGAGCGGCCUGUCCCUUUGGAGCGGCCUGUCCCUGCAGCGGCCUGUCCCUGCAGCGGCCUGCAGCGGCCUGUCCCUCAGCGGCCUGUCCCUUUGCGGCCUGUCCCUGCAGCGGCCUGUCCCUUUGGCAGCGGCCUGUCCCCCUGCUGGAGCGGCCUGUCCCUGCAGCGGGUCCCUGCAGCCUGUCUCUGCAGCGGCCUGUCCCUGCAGCGGCCUGUCCUUUGGAGCGGCCUGGUCUCUGCAGCGGCCUGUCCCUGCAGCGGCCUGUUCCCUGCAGCGGCCUGUCCCUGCAGCGGCCUGUCCCUUGGAGCGGCCUGUCCCUGCAGCGGCCUGUCCCUGCAGCGGCCUGUCCCUUUGGAGCGGCCUGUCCCUGCAGCGGCCUGUCCCUGCAGCGGCCUGUCCCUUUGCGCGGCUGUCUCUGCAGCGGCGCAGCCCUGUCCCUUUGGAGCGGCCUGUCCCUGCAGCGGCCUGUCCCUGCAGCGGCCUGUCCCUUUGGAGCGGCCUGUCCCUUUGGAGCGGCCUGUCCCUGCAGGCCUGUCUCUGUCCCUGCAGCGGCCUGUCCCUGCAGCGGCCUGUCCCUGCAGCGGCCUGUCCCUGCAGCGGCCUGUCCCUUUGGAGCGGCCUGUUCCCUGGAGCGGCCUGUCCCUGCAGCGGCCUGUCCCUGUCGGCCUGUCCCUUUGGAGCGGCCUGUCCCUUUGGAGCGGCCUGUCCCUUUGGAGCAGCGGCCUGUCCCUGCAGCGGCCUGUCCCUGCAGCGGCCUGUCCCUGCAGCGGCCUGUCCCUUUGGAGCGGCCUGUCCCUUUGGAGCGGCCUGUCCCUUUGGAGCGGCCUGUCCCUGCAGCGGCCUGUCCCUGCAGCGGCCUGUUCCUGCAGCGGCCUGUCCCUGCAGCGGCCUGUUCCUGCAGCGGCCUGUUCCUGCAGCGGCCUGUUCCUGCAGCGGCCUGUCCCUGCAGCGGCCUGUCCCUUUGGAGCGGCCUGUCCCUUUGGAGCGGCCUGUCCCUGCAGCGGCCUGUCCCUGCAGCGGCCUGUCCCUGCAGCGGCCUGUCCCUUUGGAGCGGCCUGUUCCUGGAGCGGCCUGUCCCUUUGGAGCGGCCUGUCCCUUUGGAGCGGCCUGUUCCUGCAGCGGCCUGUCCCUUUGGAGCGGCCUGUCCCUUUGGAGCGGCCUGUCCCUGCAGCGGCCUGUCCCUGCAGCGGCCUGUCCCUUUGGAGCGGCCUGUCCCUGCAGCGGCCUGUCCCUGCAGCGGCCUGUCCCUGCAGCGGCCUGUUCCUGCAGCGGCCUGUCCCUUUGGAGCGGCCUGUCCCUUUGGAGCGGCCUGUUCCUGGAGCGGCCUGUCCCUGCAGCGGCCUGUCCCUGCAGCGGCCUGUCCCUGCAGCGGCCUGUCCCUUUGGAGCGGCCUGUCCCUUUGGAGCGGCCUGUCCCUUUGGAGCGGCCUGUUCCUGCAGCGGCCUGUCCCUUUGGAGCGGCCUGUCCCUUUGGAGCGGCCUGUUCCUUUGGAGCGGCCUGUCCCUUUGGAGCGGCCUGUCCCUUUGGAGCGGCCUGUCCCUUUGGAGCGGCCUGUCCCUUCAGCGGCCUGUCCCUUUGGAGCGGCCUGUCCCUGCAGCGGCCUGUCCCUGCAGCGGCCUGUCCCUGCAGCGGCCUGUCCCUUUGGAGCGGCCUGUCCCUUUGGAGCGGCCUGUCCCUUUGGAGCGGCCUGUCCCUGCAGCGGCCUGUCCCUGCAGCGGCCUGUUCCUGGAGCGGCCUGUCCCUGCAGCGGCCUGUCCCUGCAACGGCCUGUCCCUUUGGAGCGGCCUGUCCCUUUGGAGCGGCCUGUCCCUUUGGAGCGGCCUGUCCCUGCAGCGGCCUGUCCCUGCAGCGGCCUGUUCCUGCAGCGGCCUGUCCCUGCAGCGGCCUGUCCCUGCAGCGGCCUGUUCCUGCAGCGGCCUGUUCCUGCAGCGGCCUGUUCCUGCAGCGGCCUGUCCCUGCAGCGGCCUGUCCCUUUGGAGCGGCCUGUCCCUUUGGAGCGGCCUGUCCCUGCAGCGGCCUGUCCCUGCAGCGGCCUGUCCCUUUGGAGCGGCCUGUUCCUGGAGCGGCCUGUCCCUUUGGAGCGGCCUGUCCCUUUGGAGCGGCCUGUUCCUGCAGCGGCCUGUCCCUUUGGAGCGGCCUGUCCCUUUGGAGCGGCCUGUCCCUGCAGCGGCCUGUCCCUGCAGCGGCCUGUCCCUUUGGAGCGGCCUGUCCCUGCAGCGGCCUGUCCCUGCAGCGGCCUGUCCCUGCAGCGGCCUGUUCCUGCAGCGGCCUGUCCCUUUGGAGCGGCCUGUCCCUUUGGAGCGGCCUGUCCCUUUGGAGCGGCCUGUCCCUGCAGCGGCCUGUCCCUUUGGAGCGGCCUGUCCCUUUGGAGCGGCCUGUCCCUUUGGAGCGGCCUGUCCCUUUGGAGCGGCCUGUUCCUGGAGCGGCCUGUCCCUUUGGAGCGGCCUGUCCCUGCAGCGGCCUGUCCCUGCAGCGGCCUGUCCCUUUGGAGCGGCCUGUUCCUGCAGCGGCCUGUCCCUGCAGCGGCCUGUCCCUUUGGAGCGGCCUGUCCCUGCAGCGGCCUGUCCCUGCAGCGGCCUGUCCCUGCAGCGGCCUGUCCCUUUGGAGCGGCCUGUCCCUUUGGAGCGGCCUGUCCCUGCAGCGGCCUGUCCCUUUGGAGCGGCCUGUCCCUUUGGAGCGGCCUGUUCCUGCAGCGGCCUGUCCCUGCAGCGGCCUGUCCCUUUGGAGCGGCCUGUCCCUUUGGAGCGGCCUGUUCCUGCAGCGGCCUGUCCCUUUGGAGCGGCCUGUCCCUUUGGAGCGGCCUGUUCCUGCAGCGGCCUGUCCCUGCAGCGGCCUGUCCCUUUGGAGCGGCCUGUCCCUUUGGAGCGGCCUGUCCCUGCAGCGGCCUGUCCCUUUGGAGCGGCCUGUCCCUUUGGAGCGGCCUGUCCCUGCAGCGGCCUGUCCCUGCAGCGGCCUGUCCCUGCAGCGGCCUGUCCCUUUGGAGCGGCCUGUCCCUGCAGCGGCCUGUCCCUUUGGAGCGGCCUGUCCCUGCAGCGGCCUGUCCCUGCAGCGGCCUGUCCCUGCAGCGGCCUGUCCCUGCAGCGGCCUGUUCCUGCAGCGGCCUGUCCCUUUGGAGCGGCCUGUCCCUUUGGAGCGGCCUGUCCCUUUGGAGCGGCCUGUCCCUUUGGAGCGGCCUGUCCCUGCAGCGGCCUGUCCCUGCAGCGGCCUGUCCCUGCAGCGGCCUGUCCCUGCAGCGGCCUGUCUCUGCAGCGGCCUGUCCCUUUGGAGCGGCCUGUCCCUUUGGAGCGGCCUGUCUCUGCAGCGGCCUGUCUCUGCAGCGGCCUGUCCCUGCAGCGGCCUGUCCCUGCAGCGGCCUGUCCCUUUGGAGCGGCCUGUCCCUGCAGCGGCCUGUCCCUGCAGCGGCCUGUCCCUUUGGAGCGGCCUGUCCCUUUGGAGCGGCCUGUCCCUGCAGCGGCCUGUCCCUGCAGCGGCCUGUCCCUGCAGCGGCCUGUCCCUGCAGCGGCCUGUCCCUUUGGAGCGGCCUGUCCCUUUGGAGCGGCCUGUUCCUGGAGCGGCCUGUCCCUGCAACGGCCUGUCCCUUUGGAGCGGCCUGUCCCUUUGGAGCGGCCUGUCCCUGCAGCGGCCUGUCCCUGCAACGGCCUGUCCCUUUGGAGCGGCCUGUCCCUUUGGAGCGGCCUGUCCCUGCAGCGGCCUGUCCCUUUGGAGCGGCCUGUUCCUGCAGCGGCCUGUUCCUGCAGCGGCCUGUCCCUUUGGAGCGGCCUGUCCCUGCAGCGGCCUGUCCCUGCAGCGGCCUGUCCCUGCAGCGGCCUGUCCCUUUGGAGCGGCCUGUUCCUGGAGCGGCCUGUCCCUUUGGAGCGGCCUGUCCCUUUGGAGCGGCCUGUCCCUGCAGCGGCCUGUCCCUGCAACGGCCUGUCCCUUUGGAGCGGCCUGUCCCUUUGGAGCGGCCUGUCCCUGCAGCGGCCUGUUCCUGCAGCGGCCUGUCCCUGCAGCGGCCUGUCCCUUUGGAGCGGCCUGUCCCUUUGGAGCGGCCUGUCCCUGCAGCGGCCUGUCCCUGCAGCGGCCUGUCCCUUUGGAGCGGCCUGUCCCUUUGGAGCGGCCUGUUCCUGCAGCGGCCUGUCCCUUUGGAGCGGCCUGUCCCUUUGGAGCGGCCUGUUCCUGCAACGGCCUGUCCCUUUGGAGCGGCCUGUCCCUGCAGCGGCCUGUUCCUGCAGCGGCCUGUUCCUGCAGCGGCCUGUUCCUGCAGCGGCCUGUCCCUGCAGCGGCCUGUCCCUUUGGAGCGGCCUGUCCCUUUGGAGCGGCCUGUCUCUGCAGCGGCCUGUCCCUGCAGCGGCCUGUCUCUGCAGCGGCCUGUCCCUGCAGCGGCCUGUCCCUUUGGAGCGGCCUGUCCCUGCAGCGGCCUGUCCCUUUGGAGCGGCCUGUCCCUUUGGAGCGGCCUGUCCCUUUGGGGCGGCCUGUUCCUGGAGCGGCCUGUCCCUGCAACGGCCUGUCCCUUUGGAGCGGCCUGUCCCUUUGGAGCGGCCUGUCCCUGCAGCGGCCUGUCCCUUUGGAGCGGCCUGUCCCUUUGGAGCGGCCUGUCUCUGCAGCGGCCUGUCCCUGCAGCGGCCUGUCUCUGCAGCGGCCUGUCCCUGCAACGGCCUGUCCCUUUGGAGCGGCCUGUCCCUUUGGAGCGGCCUGUCCCUGCAGCGGCCUGUCCCUGCAGCGGCCUGUUCCUGCAGCGGCCUGUUCCUGCAGCGGCCUGUCCCUGCAGCGGCCUGUCCCUUUGGAGCGGCCUGUCCCUUUGGAGCGGCCUGUCCCUGCAGCGGCCUGUCCCUGCAGCGGCCUGUCCCUUUGGAGCGGCCUGUCUCUGCAGCGGCCUGUCCCUGCAGCGGCCUGUCUCUGCAGCGGCCUGUCCCUGCAGCGGCCUGUCCCUUUGGAGCGGCCUGUUCCUGGAGCGGCCUGUCCCUGCAGCGGCCUGUCCCUUUGGAGCGGCCUGUCCCUUUGGAGCGGCCUGUCCCUUUGGAGCGGCCUGUCCCUGCAGCGGCCUGUCCCUGCAGCGGCCUGUCCCUGCAGCGGCCUGUCCCUUUGGAGCGGCCUGUCCCUUUGGAGCGGCCUGUCCCUUUGGAGCGGCCUGUCCCUGCAGCGGCCUGUCCCUGCAGCGGCCUGUUCCUGCAGCGGCCUGUCCCUGCAGCGGCCUGUUCCUGCAGCGGCCUGUUCCUGCAGCGGCCUGUUCCUGCAGCGGCCUGUCCCUGCAGCGGCCUGUCCCUUUGGAGCGGCCUGUCCCUUUGGAGCGGCCUGUCCCUGCAGCGGCCUGUCCCUGCAGCGGCCUGUCCCUUUGGAGCGGCCUGUUCCUGGAGCGGCCUGUCCCUUUGGAGCGGCCUGUCCCUUUGGAGCGGCCUGUUCCUGCAGCGGCCUGUCCCUUUGGAGCGGCCUGUCCCUUUGGAGCGGCCUGUCCCUGCAGCGGCCUGUCCCUGCAGCGGCCUGUCCCUUUGGAGCGGCCUGUCCCUGCAGCGGCCUGUCCCUGCAGCGGCCUGUCCCUGCAGCGGCCUGUUCCUGCAGCGGCCUGUCCCUUUGGAGCGGCCUGUCCCUUUGGAGCGGCCUGUUCCUGGAGCGGCCUGUCCCUGCAGCGGCCUGUCCCUGCAGCGGCCUGUCCCUGCAGCGGCCUGUCCCUUUGGAGCGGCCUGUCCCUUUGGAGCGGCCUGUCCCUUUGGAGCGGCCUGUUCCUGCAGCGGCCUGUCCCUUUGGAGCGGCCUGUCCCUUUGGAGCGGCCUGUUCCUUUGGAGCGGCCUGUCCCUUUGGAGCGGCCUGUCCUGUCCCCUGUCCCUUUGGAGCGGCCUGUCCCUUUGGAGCGGGCCUGUCCCUUUGGAGCGGCCUGUCCCUGCAGCGGCCUGUCCCUGCAGCGGCUGUCCCUUGUCCCUUUGGAGCGGCCUGUCCCUUUGGAGCGGCCUGUCCCUUUGGAGCGGCCUGUCCCUGCAGCGGCCUGUCCCUGGCCUGGCAGAGGCCUGUUCCUGCAGCGGCCUGGUUCCUGCAGCGGCCUGUCCCUGCAGCGGCCUGUCCCUUUGGAGCGGCCUGUCCCUUUGGAGCGGCCUGUCCCUGCAGCGGCCUGUCCCUGCAGCGGCCUGUCCCUUUGGAGCGGCCUGUUCCUGGAGCGGCCUGUCCCUUUGGAGCGGCCUGUCCCUUUGGAGCGGCCUGUUCCUGCAGCGGCCUGUCCCUUUGGAGCGGCCCUGUCCCUUUGGAGCGGCCUGUCCCUGCAGCGGCCUGUCCCUGCAGCGGCCUGUCCCUUUGGAGCGGCCUGUCCCUGCAGCGGCCUGUCCCUGCAGCGGCCUGUCCCUGCAGCGGCCUGUUCCUGCAGCGGCCUGUCCCUUUGGAGCGGCCUGUCCCUUUGGAGCGGCCUGUCCCUUUGGAGCGGCCUGUCCCUGCAGCGGCCUGUCCCUUUGGAGCGGCCUGUCCCUUUGGAGCGGCCUGUCCCUUUGGAGCGGCCUGUCCCUUUGGAGCGGCCUGUUCCUGGAGCGGCCUGUCCCUUUGGAGCGGCCUGUCCCUGCAGCGGCCUGUCCCUGCAGCGGCCUGUCCCUUUGGAGCGGCCUGUUCCUGCAGCGGCCUGUCCCUGCAGCGGCCUGUCCCUUUGGAGCGGCCUGUCCCUGCAGCGGCCUGUCCCUGCAGCGGCCUGUCCCUGCAGCGGCCUGUCCCUUUGGAGCGGCCUGUCCCUUUGGAGCGGCCUGUCCCUGCAGCGGCCUGUCCCUUUGGAGCGGCCUGUCCCUUUGGAGCGGCCUGUUCCUGCAGCGGCCUGUCCCUGCAGCGGCCUGUCCCUUUGGAGCGGCCUGUCCCUGCAGCGGCCUGUCCCUGCAGCGGCCUGUCCCUGCAGCGGCCUGUCCCUUUGGAGCGGCCUGUCCCUUUGGAGCGGCCUGUCCCUUUGCAGCGGCCUGUCCCUUUGGAGCGGCCUGUCCCUUCAGCGGCCUGUCCCUUUGGAGCGGCCUGUCCCUGCAGCGGCCUGUCCCUGCAGCGGCCUGUCCCUUUGGAGCGGCCUGUCCCUGCAGCGGCCUGUCCCUUUGGAGCGGCCUGUCCCUGCAGCGGCCUGUCCCUGCAGCGGCCUGUCCCUUUGGAGCGGCCUGUCCCUGCAGCGGCCUGUCCCUUUGGAGCGGCCUGUCCCUGCAGCGGCCUGUCCCUUUGGAGCGGCCUGUCCCUUUGGGGCGGCCUGUCCCUUUGGAGCGGCCUGUCCCUGCAGCGGCCUGUCCCUUUGGGGCGGCCUGUCCCUUUGGAGCGGCCUGUCCCUUUGGAGUGCCUUUGUGGCCCAACAGGGAGCGUCUGCGUCAUUUGUGCAGCCGCUGAUGUGA
This is a messenger RNA of Knipowitschia caucasica, 10584 nucleotides long. The record is from the annotation of a GenBank genome assembly. NCBI's taxonomy places the organism in Eukaryota, Metazoa, Chordata, Actinopteri, Gobiiformes, Gobiidae.